Molecule: messenger RNA, 1860 nt
Organism: Microstroma glucosiphilum
Lineage: Eukaryota; Fungi; Basidiomycota; Exobasidiomycetes; Microstromatales; Microstromataceae
Product: 60S ribosomal protein L3
Exons: 1
Coding region: 312-1367 (351 amino acids)
Biological process (GO): ribosomal large subunit assembly; translation
Cellular component (GO): cytosolic large ribosomal subunit; ribosome
Molecular function (GO): structural constituent of ribosome; RNA binding
Source: RefSeq, a predicted model, not a curated record
CAUCCCCUCAAGUCACAAUGUCUCGUAAGUAUCAUCAGCAUCACACUCGGCAGUGAUGACACUCGCUUCAUCAUACAGCUGCUUCAGGCAGAUCGUCUGUCUGGAAGCUCUUUUCAAAAAGUCAAUUCCGCUCACUCUGCUGUGAUCCACCUUCGUCUUCUUCCCUUGCCCUCCUCGUAGACUGUAAGUUUGAGCACCCCCGUCAUGGGUCUCUCGGUUUCUUGCCCCGCAAGAGGGCUGCCCGCCACCGUGGAAAGUGCAAGGCUUUCCCCAAGGACGACUCCAAGAAGCCUGUCCACCUCACUGCCAUCAUGGGUUACAAGGCUGGUAUGACCCACGUCGUACGUGACCUUGACAAGCCCGGAUCCAAGAUGCACAAGAGGGAGGUUGUUGAGGCUGUGACCGUUGUUGAGACCCCACCCAUGGUCGUCGUCGGUGUCGUCGGCUACGUCGAGACUCCCCGAGGACUGCGAUCCCUGACCACCGUCUGGGCUGAGCACCUGUCGGACGAGAUCAAGAGGCGGUUCUACAAGAACUGGUACCGAUCCAAGAAGAAGGCCUUCACCAAGUACGCCAAGAAGCACUCGGAGAACGGCGGCCAGGGUAUCGCUCGUGAGCUCGAGCGUAUCCGCAAGUACUGCACUGUUGUUCGAGUCCUCGCCCACACCCAGAUCCGAAAGACUGGUCUCAAGCAGAAGAAGGCUCACCUCAUGGAGAUCCAGGUCAACGGUGGAUCGGUCGCUGACAAGGUCGACUUUGCCAAGAACCACUUCGAGAAGACUGUUGACGCUGCCUCCGUCUUCACUGCCGACGAGUGCAUCGACGUCAUCGGUGUCACCAAGGGUCACGGUUACGAGGGUACCACCGCUCGUUGGGGAACCAAGAAGCUGCCACGAAAGACCCACCGUGGUCUGCGUAAGAUCGCCUGUAUCGGAGCUUGGCACCCGGCCAACGUUCGUUACACUGUUCCCCGAGCUGGACAGGACGGUUACCACCACCGUACCGAGCUCAACAAGAAGAUCUACCGAAUUGGCAACGGAUCUUCCGACACCUCGGGUUCCACCGACACCGACAUCACCAAGAAGACCAUCAACCCCAUGGGUGGCUUCCCUCACUACGGUAUCGUCAACAACGACUUCCUGAUCCUCAAGGGAUGUGUCGUUGGUACCAAGAAGCGUGUCCUUACCCUGCGAAAGUCGCUCUCUCCCCCCACCCACCGUGCUGCUCUCGAGAAGGCCUCUACCUCGCUCAAGUUCAUCGACACCUCGUCGAAGUUCGGUCACGGUAUCUUCCAGACCCGCGACGAGAAGUUCGCCUUCGAGGGUCCCAGGAAGAUCAAGGUCCUCCCCACCACCACCACUGCUUAAGCGCGAGCAGCGAUUGGGAAGGCUUGCAUUUCACUCUGCCCCCUCAUCACUUGUACCAUCACACCCUCUUGAGCUAUGCUGCUCAUUCAUCAAUGAGAUGCCCAUAUACAGAAUUCGACAUUGUGUGAGACUAUGAACAGUGACGGCGGUGUAUGUCUUGAUGUGAGCCGUAACAGGUGACCUACAUAAGUGACAUUAUCGAUUCCUGGUCCCGCCGUAUCCCGUCGAGGUUCGGAACGAAGAUGAGGAAGCUUGUCUUGAGGAUCCUGCCCCAUUGUCGUCAUAGCCAUAGCCAUUGCCUCCGUAUCCACCUCCUCCACCUCCUGUCCAGCCAGCCCCUAGUCCUCCGUUGCCUGCAUAUGGAUCAUAGCCUCUAUACCUUCUAUCCUCAUUACCCGCUCUACUCCGGUUGGCCAGCAAAGACGCUGCAGUUGCUGUUGCAAUACCUGUCCAGAAGCCAGGACGCCAUGAUGUGGAACCCGAAGCAUCGGUA